Molecule: messenger RNA, 902 nt
Organism: Olea europaea var. sylvestris
Lineage: Eukaryota; Viridiplantae; Streptophyta; Magnoliopsida; Lamiales; Oleaceae
Product: probable E3 ubiquitin-protein ligase XERICO
Exons: 1
Coding region: 10-603 (197 amino acids)
Biological process (GO): protein ubiquitination
Molecular function (GO): ubiquitin protein ligase activity
Source: RefSeq, a predicted model, not a curated record
GGUUGUUGUAUGUACAUGUCUAUAUCUAUAAAUAUCUGCCUUAGGCCAUUAAGAACUCUCCCCCCUCCCCUUCUCACCUUCUCUCUACUUGCAAUUUCUAUGGUUGUGAGUGAUAAUUUUCUGCUGUGCAAAGCAGCACUUGUGUUUGCUGUCACAAGAUGUCUCUUGUCCUUUGCCCAUACUCUCUUGAAUUCAAUAAGCCUGUUCUCUUUUUCGUCAGAGGCGUUAACACGAACUUUAUUUAAAUCCUCCUCUUCUUCUUCGGCCAACCUGAAGAUGGUUCAGGACAGUCUCACCCUGACCACCUUCGGUGACAUGACCCGUAGGUUGCCCGAAAGUCAUGACACGUCGUGUGCUGUGUGCUUGAACCGGUUGAGGAAGAAAAACGAGGUGUGGGAGCUUAGAAAUUGUUGCCAUGUCUUCCACAAGCAAUGUCUUGAGAGAUGGCUUGUUUAUGAUAGUCGGUUGACAUGUCCGCUCUGUAGGGUGUCGUUGCUAGCCGUUAGCCCACUUCCGCCUUCUACCCUGCAACUGUCAUCACCGAGCUGGGCCGUCGAGCGAAUGCUUUAUUUGUUUGGCGAUGAUCUGCUUCCUUGUGAUUGAGCCUACAAUUUUGUUAAGGCCCUCCAAUUUGGAUCUUGAGAUUAGCUUGUACAUAAGCGGUCUGAGUUGGAUCUAUCAUUUGUUUAGUGUAGAAAAAGUUUUAGGAUUCUUAAUUACCAAGAAAAAUAAAUGGUUCCCAAAUCUUGUCUCAUUAAUCAUGAUUAGAUACUUGUGAUUGAAAAUUAUAACUCUUGUUUAUACUUUCGUGCCACAAGAAAUAAUAAGAUAGUUAUUUCAAAAUCGUAAAAUAAUUCGUAAAAACUAUUUACGGAAAUAAAAUUUAAACUUCGUUUUGUAUA